Molecule: messenger RNA, 3980 nt
Organism: Aspergillus sclerotioniger CBS 115572
Lineage: Eukaryota; Fungi; Ascomycota; Eurotiomycetes; Eurotiales; Aspergillaceae
Product: tetratricopeptide repeat protein
Exons: 1
Coding region: 400-3912 (1170 amino acids)
Molecular function (GO): protein binding
Source: RefSeq, a predicted model, not a curated record
GGGUGUCGACCUCGUAUGAUGCCAUUCAGGAUCUGAUGGCGACGUUGAAGGUACAUCACCGUUACGAUGCUCGAGAGUCGAUGUGGGAAAUCAUUCUGAACAGUAUAGGACUUUACGAUCCGACUCAAGGCUUACAGUCAGGAGUUCAUCUCUGACGCCUUGAGCGACAAGCUUAGCGAUAUCCUCGUGACGCUCAUCGAGGUCUUUGCCUUGUCCACCAAGACGAUCCGCCGCGGGCGACUGCUGAAGUUCACACGCAACUUCCUCCUCGGGAACAGCGAUGCUCUACAAGCGGCGAUGGGUAAGCUGGAUAAGCUCACCAGUGUAGAGGCUCGUCUUGUUGGUGCAGAGACGUUGACCGAGUCGAAACGAACCGGUCGCGUCGUCGACGAUAUCUCAAUGACGGUCACUAGCACCAACACCACCGUGAUGGAGACCGGGAUGACGGUAAACCAGAUGAGCUACCAGGUCAACGAGGUUCAAGAGAUGCUGAGCACCCUCGUUAUAUCAGCAAACGAAUCUAAGCAAGAGAGCCUGGAGGAUCGCGAACAGUCGCUUCAAACACUAGUCAACAAGAUUCUCCGGCCAUCAAAGACCGACUCCGCUCAAGACUGGUAUGACAAGAUUAACAAGGCCCGGAUCCCAGGCACAGGCGACUGGAUAAGGAGCGAGGAUAUCUUCCAGGGCUGGCUGAGUAGAGACACGCCCGUUAUCUUUGUCUCCGGUAACCCUGGCGCAGGCAAGUCGUAUCUAUCCACGAAUAUCAUUAGCAUGCUUCGUGAGCAGUAUCCGCAGGGGAUUCAGAGUACAUCGCUCGUCUCCGUGGGAUAUUUCUUCUUCAAGGAUGACAACCCCGACACACGCUCGAUCCAUCUGGCCUUGCGGGACCUCGCCUUCCAAAUCAGCAAGAGUGACCCCGUCUACCGGAAACAUAUUGUGGCGGUCGAGCAAUACGACAAGAUCAACAGCCUGGAGAGUGCAUGGCGUCUGCUGUUUGUGGAUUACUUCCUGAAGAAGCCCGGCGCCGACAGCAGUGUCUACAUACUCCUGGAUGGCGUGGACGAAGCCUCGGAUGAGGAACGGGGAAUCUUUCUCAGCCUAGCAAAGGAUUUGUACAAUGCUCCGGAAAAGGCUCGCCUGCAGCUGGCUGUCGUGGGUCGUCCCCAUAUCAGCGACCAGCUGUUGGAAGGACUCGAGACGGAAGUUCCAACCAUCCAUGUUACGACGCAGAAGAACUCCGACGACAUCAACCAGUACAUUCAUGCGAGCAUCAAGAAAUCAGUUGUUCUCCGAAGAGUAUCGACGAAACUGCGCCAUGAGAUAGUUGAAAAACUGUCUGCCGGGGCAGAGGGCAUGUUUCUUUGGGUCAAUCUCAUGUUGCAAGAACUGGUGAAGAAGCGAAAUGAAAGCAGCAUCCGGAAAGCUCUGGACGAUCCCCCCAAGGGCCUUAAGGAGAUCCUUCGCCAUGUUCUUGCCAACUUUUCCAUAAGCUCUAAUGAAGAGGAACUCGAGUAUCUCAACGAGAUACUACUAUGGGUUACUUGCUCCCAGCAGCCGCUAACACUCGGCCUGAUCGACGCAAUCCUCAAGUUGAAAUCGCCAGAAGGGGAUGGUAUAAUUUAUUUGGAAGGCGCUCUUCGCCGUCAGUUCGCUUCUUUCUUCACACUUGACCGGGAAGAUGCUCUCACGACGGCAGAGUUGCAGAAUAUGUCGACAAAGCCUGACGUUUUCGAUGGGUCUGACGACGAAGAGAAUGAGGACCAGGACGAGGUCUUUGAAGAUGUCGAUAACUUUACUGAUUUUAACUCCGACUUGCAGACGACGACAGUCACCUUCUGCCAUGCCUCCAUUGGUGAUUUCUUCCGCGACGAGACAGAGAGCAAGGUCUCCGCUGGGGAAGGUCAUCUUGCAGUUGGUGUAAAUUACCACGAAGCCAAAGCGCACGUCCUCAAAACAUUUCUACGACUCUUCACUGACAGCGAGUUUGCGGAUAAGGCCGAUGAUUCGAAGAAGCUGUUCAUCCAUGCCGCGCAAGCCUGGGUUCCUCAUCUGCUUACCACCUCGCCAUCCGAGUGCUCGUUUGAGGAUAGGACAGAGACUGCAAAGCUGCUUCUAGUAGUCUUCAGAUCCGAAGAGGUUAUAUCAGGGUGGAUCGGCUGUCGCAGCUGGGUAUCGACAAAUGCCAGUAUCCAAGCCGUCCGGCAGUGGUGGAAAGAUGAUGCGGUUCUCACGUUUCUCUCUGAUGAUGAACGAGAAUUCAUAGCAUCUACCGAAGAGGACCCGAUGAAGACGUUUGAACCAGUGGUCAUGUUUUGCGUAAAACAAUGGUUGUGCAAAAAGAUGUGGAGUGUAUCUCCAUUAGCAGCCGUGGUCUGGAGCUACCAGAGCCUUUGCAAAGGCAAAGAGGUCAAUUUCCUGGAAAAUUACAACCCCACUGCCGCGGACCUUAUCGAAGCCGCCGAAUUCGGCGAUCUGGAGAAGACUGCUCUGUCGUAUCGACGCUGUGCAAUCGCUCUUCGGGAGGUCGGGCACUACGAGACAGCUCUGGAAUAUUUCAUGAAAUCGUUAGAGCUGGACUCGGAUGACUGGCUCACCAAGAGUGGAAUGGCGAUCACGUAUACACUCCAAAAGCAAUACCAAAAGGCGAUCGAACUAGACCAGGAGGCUGCCAAGAGAAUAUCAGAGGAGAUCGAAGCAGACCCAGAGAAUGACGACCUCCGAUUGGGCCUCCAUACUAUUCUCGAGCGUAUGGGUGACAGCUACAAGCAGCUGGGAGACCUGGAGAAGCGGUUUAAGAGCUUCAGCAAGGCGUACGAGUACAAGCCCUACUGCAACACGUGUAUCAACGCGCUUCUCGAACAUCAUCAUAGCCAUCAGGAUCACCAAGCAACAAUUGAUUUGCUUACUCAGUUGGCAGACACUUCGGUCCCAGAUGAGGACUACUCGCAAUUGACACAGACGGUGUGGCUAAACGCCGACUGUGAAUGUCAUUUUUUCAGCUUCGCUCUGGACGCCGCAUUGGCCACGGGGACUCUCAGUCUGAUGAUCGAGUCCUGGCGACUUGCAGCGAAAGCGGCUCGCAGAGCGUUGAAAACAGUGACUGCAGCCAAUAUCGAGCUGGGCCUUGCUCGCAUCUACAGCGAGUUCAUGCAUGACCAGGAAAAGGCUGUGAAACGGUGGGAAAAUAUCAUUAACACCUACGCCUCGUCCAAGGAUGAGACCGAGAUCGGCAUCAUUAAAUUGCAAGCCUCAUACCGGCUCGCCCAGCACUAUCUCUCAGAGGCUGUGAAUGCCGGGGUCGGUACAUCAGAGGCUGAAGAGGUGGCGGCAAAACUUGAAAAGCUUUCGAUGCAAGCUAAGGGUGAUGGCAAUCCACUAACAUUCGCUCUGCAGACCGCAGCGGCCCUCUCUCUCGGGGUCUAUCACCGCUUGAAAAGGCAAGAAACUGAGGCCCGCGCUCUCAUCAGGCCCUCUAUCAAACAGGGCAUCCACAUCUUGUCCGACGAUGACCCUGAAAAUGACACGAUGGGACUUAUGAAUCUCCUGACUGCAUUACUUGCUGCCAACGAUACGAAAAAUAUCAUUGCCGUUGCGUACGCCCUGGGUGCAUACGAAGAGGAGCCGGACGAACUCGAGAUGUGGACGUGCGAUGGGCCGUGUCAUCGGGACUGGCCCAACGCCGAUGAAUUUUCGCUGUGUACCAUCUGCUUCGAUACUUUUUGUAAGGACUGUGUGAAAAUGGUAGCGGAAGGGACCAUGGCCAUCAAUCGGUGCAAUUCCAGUCAUGCCCAGAGCUUUGUCUAUGUACCUCCGCGGCCGAAGGGGACAGCCCAGGGAUCAAUGCUGGUGGAUGGAGAAGAAAUGGAUUUUGAGGCUUGGAAGAACCUGCUGAGGAAGGAGUGGGGUGUUUAACUUGACUCAACGCAAGGCUAGUGAAGCAAUACAAGUCUUUGAUUUCAUGCUCAGGGAAUGAAGCAUAU